CUCGCUCGUAAGAUCGUACAACAGUUGCACAUAUUGCACAGUAGCUAUCCUAUCAUUUUAACUCCUCUGGAUUUGUUAAGCAUCUUUCAAAAAAACCCAUGCGCAAGUCAGCAACAACAUCAUCACGGAGCCGAGACUCUCUGCGGCUAGACUACCAAACACAACUUGAUAUGUCAGCAAAGUAUCAUUCAUCAUGACAUCGCUACUCCCAGUCGAGCUGGCUGUGAAGGACCCCGCUAUUGAAGAAACGGACGAAUGGCAUAUGCCUACAUUUGCUUUCCAUGAUUUGGAUUACAUUCCUUCAGGAUAUGGAGGCAUACUAGCACCGUAUAUAGAGACUGGUCCUGGCACAAUGAGAGCCGCAGCAACGCUUAUGCAUCUCAACCUCACACCUGCCCCAGCGACUCAGCAAGUCAUCUGUGACCUCGGCUGCGGCGACGGCGAAUUCCUCAUCGGUCUCCUCUCUCAUCUUAACUCUCCCCUCCCCCUGCUCCCAGUCUCCGGCUUUGGCAUCGACUACAACGCCUCUCUAAUCGCCACCGCUUCCCUCAACGCCAUCACCGCCGGCGCAACUGCUCACUGGCUAACCUACGACUUCAACCUCGACGAGCAUGAUCUCUUCAGCCAGAUCGAAAACCGGAGAGUGACGCACGUGUUUGUGUAUUUGGUGCCGAAACAGUUGGCCUUGAACACGGUGAGGAAGCUGUUGGAGAGGUUGUGGGGGAGCGGGGUGGUCAUCUGUUGUCAUAAGUUUCAGCCGGAGUAUUUGGUUGCUACGAGGACGGAUAUUUUGAUGGAUUUGGUGGUUUAUGAACGGUGAGGUUGGGUGAGGUGAGAUUUUUGAGAUUUGGAGUUAGCGGCGUCCACGCUGAAUGCGCAAUCAGCGCAAUCAGCGCAUCCAGCGCACCCAGCGCGACUAGCACAAUCAGCGUCCCCGGCGCAGUCAACUGGAUUGUCCCAAAGCUCGGUCAGCCCUUGGCUCAUGUAUUC
Molecule: messenger RNA, 990 nt
Organism: Mollisia scopiformis
Lineage: Eukaryota; Fungi; Ascomycota; Leotiomycetes; Helotiales; Mollisiaceae
Exons: 3
Coding region: 194-820 (208 amino acids)
Biological process (GO): peptidyl-lysine trimethylation; positive regulation of proton-transporting ATP synthase activity, rotational mechanism; regulation of mitochondrial ATP synthesis coupled proton transport
Cellular component (GO): mitochondrion
Molecular function (GO): protein-lysine N-methyltransferase activity
Source: RefSeq, a predicted model, not a curated record